AUUGAUAUCAACACACGUUUCAAUCUUCGUAGUUUGUACACAGAGUAUUGGAAUUCAUUUUAUUAAAAUUUUAAUUUUCGAAAAAUUGACAGUUUGUAUCACACAGGAAUUUCGAAUUCCCGCCUAUAACAUUCUUAUCAUUUUGUAGGCUAUCUGGAUUUCGCUCCCUUCAAAAAUAAUAGAAAGCAAAUUUUGAGUUGGAGAUUAGGAAUUAUAAUAAUUAUCAUUCAACAUAGACCACUAUCAUUCGUGAGUAGCGUGAAGUUAUAAGUUUUUCAAUUUUAUUUUAUUGUUUAGGUAGUAUGUAGUAGUGUGUGCGACGAUUGUCGAAACCGUUUUGAAAUGUAUGAUCGAAUUUUUGAAUUCUUCAUGAAUACAGAAACAUUAAAUUUAUAAUAUUAUUAGUUUAUUUCUUUUCUUUUUUUUUUUUUUAUAAGAUUAUUCUUAUUAUGUAUUAUUGAUGAAAAAAUUAAAGUGAUAAAAAAUUAUUAUAUAUGUAAUAUUUGUCAUGGAAGUUAAUCAAAGAAUUAACAAUUCUUCAAUAAAUUUAAAGUGAGUAUCUAUCCAUUAUUUUAAUGUAAGUAAAUAGGAUAAGUAAAAAUAAGAAUAAUUAAAUAAUUAUAAUUAUUAAGUAAUUUUUACGUUACACACCUAAUGGUUUUUUUUAUUAAAAUGAGUCGUUAUAAAGAGUUUUUACUGUAGCAUUAAAAAAAGAAAUUAUUCUUUCAAGAUGUGUUUGUUAUUUAUUUUAAUUGCAUACAUACUAGGUAUUACUCAUAUGAACUUAAAAUGUAUUUAAAAAAAUGUGUUUUUGGUAUUGUAUGUCAUUUGAAAUUAAAAUAAUUCAUGAAUAUCAGUUUAAAUCUUUAUUUUGUCACGAUUAAAACCAUAAGUUUCAAGUGUACUGAAGUACACUUCAAUUCUUGUCCCUUUCUGUUUUGUGAGAAUAUUGUUAAAAGCCUUUUUUAUGACUUGUUGGACCUUAUAAAAUUUAUAUUUUAAAAUAAAAGUAAGGAAAAUUUUGUUAGUUUGCUAUGAUCUCUACCAGUGAUGGAUACCUAACUAUUAGGAUUUUAAAUACAUCUUUGGAGAUAAUUAAAAUAAUUCAAUUUUUGUUUUUUUUUUUUUGUAUUACUCGCAGGGAUAAGAACUAUAAAUAUUUAUAUUGCAAUUAAUUUUUAUGCCUUGAUAAUAAUUUUUUAAAGUUCAGAGAAAAGAACCUGUAGUUAUGCAGCAGGCUGUAAUCAUAUUCUCCAAUUGAUUAUUAUUACGAUUAAUUGACUGUACAAUUCUUUUCUCUAAACUUUAAAAAAUUAAUAAAAAUUACAAAUUUAAUAAAAACAAAAGUUGAUAUGUCAAAAUUUUUAAAAGAACAAACUGUAAAAUGACUAUCUUCUAAUUUUUUAAAAAUAAUAAAAUAAUUAUUUUUUACCAAAACAUAAAACGUUCAUUGUAAUAUAAAUAUUUAUAUUUUUUAUUCCAGUAAUAUAAAAAAAAAAAAAAACAGAAUUUAAUUAUCUUUAUUAUCUCUAGAGGUAUUACAAUGGCUAUAUCUUUAUAGGUACUAUAUUAUUAGUAACCAAAAACAAACACAUUUUUGAAACUCUCUUUUAUUAUUUUUGAAAAAUGCAAUUUGGUUGACAUUCUCUGUGUAACAUCCUAAAUAAGAUAUAAUUUGUUGUAUUUUGUUAAUUUCUAAAUUUAAGGUAUCUAAUUCAUAUAACUACCUAUUAUCUCAUAACUUUUUAGAUUUACAACUAACUCUGAAGAAGAAAUACAACAUCCAAAUAUGCAAACAAUUAAAAUAAAAAAAGAAACUGAUUUAUUAUUAAAUGAUUAUGAUUAUGAAAGUGUAUUAACUGACAAUGAAAAACAACCACCACAGUAAGUUGUUUUUUUUUUUUUAGUUUAAAUAAAAUUGAAUUCAACCAAUUUAAUCUGUAAAUGAUGUCAUUUCAUAUUAAGAAAGGAUAGAAAACGUUUUUAAUUUUUAAAAUUUUAGUUUUUGAGUAUAACAUUAAAAAAAAAAAAAGAAACGUUAUUCUUUGUUUUGUAUUAUUUUUUCUCUGAAGUUUAACAUAAAAAUACAAAAUAGGUAUUUAAAAUAUUAUAUUAUAGGUAAUAGUUUUAAUAAUAUUGUAUCACAUAACAAUUUAGGACUCCCUACCAACUUACCAGUUUUUUGAUAAUAAAAUUAUUAUUAAUUAUUACCAUAGAGUAAUAAAACUAUUUAAAUUUUUUAAUUAUUUGUAGUUUGACAUAAUUUAUUUGUUUUAUUUUUUUUGUUUUCAUGAUUGAAUUUGUUUUAUUUCAAAGUGCUUUCCUUCACUGCAUAUUAUACGAGUACAUGUAUUAUAUUUUUAAUUGAUGAUCAAAUUUAAACAUAUUUACACAUAUGUAAUUUUUUUUGAUGUUUACCUCUUUUAUCAUUUUCAAAAAAGUCAAUUUGGUUAGAGUUUUACCAUCCUCCUUAAGAAAUAAUUUUUAAAAUAUUUUCUAUAUUUUAUUCAGUUCUAAAUUCAAGGUAUCUAGUUCACAUAACUACCUAUUAUCUCAUAACUUUUUAGAUUUACAACUAAUUCUGAAGAAGAAAUACAAUAUCCAAAUAUGCAAACAAUUGAAAUAAAAAAAGAAACUGAUUUAUUAUUAAAUGAUUAUGAUUAUGAAAGUGUAUUAACUGACAAUGAAAAACAACCACCACAGUAAGUUGUUUUUUUUUUUUUAUAGUUUAAAUAAAAUUGAAUUCAACCAAUUUAAUCUGUAAAUGAUGUCUUUUAUAAUUAAAAUAUUUUUAAAGUUAUGUUAAAGUCCAGUGCACAAUUAGCAGAGAACUAUUAAUAAUUAUGCCCAUAAUUAAGUGAUAAUUGAAAUUAAGUUUUACUAAUUGAAGUUUGUUGGCAUUUUAUUUCUCUUAACAAAAAUGAACAUAUUCUACUAGCUUUAGAAAAUGUUAGGAAAACAAUAAUUUAACAAAUAUUUAAUUAUAAAAUAUUGAACUAUUUGAUUAAUGAAUUUUACCUAUUAAUUUUACAAUUCUUAAAUUUUUCUUCACCAUUGUUUGUUUUGUGUAGGAUUCAUUUAUGUGUUCAUUAUAUCAGUGUAAUUAAUGUACAUCAUUUAAAUGAAUGGUACCAAAAUCAAGGUCUUAUUAUGCAUUUAUUAAUAGAUUAUUAAAAUAUAAGUCUUAAAUUGUGCUUUUAAGUGAUAUUAGAGAAGUUCAAAUACAAUUUACCCCGCUGUCUUUUUCAUAAUAUUUGAAAUAUUCAAAAUAUUAUGAAAAAGACAAGAUAUGUAAACAUGGUAAGCAGUUAACUGGAAUUUACAAUAAACGAUAUCAUGUACAUAAAAAAAACCGAUAUAUUUCACCCAAUGGGUGAACCACUGUUGUAUAUCUGCAUGCAACGAUUGACCAUUGCUAACGGGGAAGUAUUUAGAGACAUUUUAAUUUUGAGAGUUUUUUAGUAAUAUUUAUUUGGUAUGUAUUCUGUGGUAAAAUUAUUAGACUUGAACAGAAAUGCUUCAAAAUUUAACAGGAUGUUCAUUAAAAAUCUUAAUUUGUGUAAAAAAAAUCGAGUUUAAUUUUUUUUAUAAGGGAAUUUUAAUAUUAAAUUUUGACAAAUAUCAUUUAAGUAAAAAAUUAUGUGGAAUAAAUCUAAUUUUUCAAUUUUUAUUUUUUAUUUUUGAACAUAUGUAUAUUGCCGAUUUAAGAAUGAUGGUGAAGUCAGAAUUAAGCGGACUAAGUUUUGAAAUUAUGGCCUUUUGGAGUUCUGGUAUUAUGCGGAUAUUUUAUGUUAUGUUAAAUAACUCUAUAAUUGACCUUGUAUAUUUGUCGUGAUCUAAUAGUUAUAUAAGAUCUAUUAAUUUUUUAGAGGUUCCAAUUUCAAACCAGUGUGUCGAAAAAAAUGUUCUGCAUUUUUUUUUCACGUUUACCUAAACAAGGAAAAACUAUUACAUUUUAAAUGUAUCUAGAAACCCAGCUCUUGCUCCCUUAGACUAUUUUACUAUUUUAAUCAAAAAAUACGCUUCAAUUUGUUGUGCAAACUUUUCAACUAGAAAUAUUGUUCCGAUGUAUCAAGUUUGGCUUAUUUUCGGAAAGGAAAUUCUAUAUCCAUUGCAAUUUAGGGAAGUCAUUUUUUAUAUUUUUAAGCGUUUAACCGGGAUAAAAUGUCAGAAAAACGGAAAAUGUACGAAAUGGAAACAUAUGGCCUGUUUUUUGUGUACAAUUUCUCCACCGGCAAUUUCACUUCGAUUUAAAAUGAUAGCACUUUUUCUGAAAAAAUAUCUGACUUGGGAGAUACUUUAGGGUGGUAAUUUUUCCAUUUUCCUUGGAGUAUUCUCAACAAAUGUAAAAAACCGAAAAAAACGUAAAGAAAACUGGAAUAUGUACGAAUUGUAGAUAUUAGUUGAAAAAUAUUUCGGCCUUCUUUUUUCCUGUGAAUAAGUUUUCUAGCAAUUUUGCUCUAAUUUACAAUGAUUGAACUUUUUCUGAAAGAAAAUCUGACUGGGAAUGUACUUUAGGGAAGUCGUUUUUCGAUUUUCUCAAGAUUUCCCUAAUUUAAAUAGUCCCAUAUAUUCUAUUAGUUCAUUCAAUUUGCUAAAAAAAGCGAAUUCAAUUUAUAAUUAAUUUGAGAUUUAAUUAUAAGAUAGUUGUUGACUAGGAUGAAUAGUUGUUUUACCGUCUUUGCUCUUCUAUCUAAUGAUUUUUUAGAUUUGGUCAUUCAGAGCGUAGAGAGGAAUCUAUUAGUUUACAAUGAUGUUAGUUAUUAUUAUUAAUUUUUUAUUCUAUGAACAUCUUUUCUACCAGUAAUCUUGCUCUUAUGUAUCAAUUGUACCACUUUUUCUGAAAGGAAAUUUUAUUUUGUUGGUACUUAAGACAGGAAAUUUGUUGAUUUCUAAGUUUUUUUUACAAUAAUUGAGAAAGCCCGAAACAAAGUACAUACACAUAUAAAAUAUACUUCAACUAAACUGCCGUACCUUCAAAAACUUGGUAAACAAUGAUAUUAAACUCAGGGAUUCUUUAAUAACUUCAGAUGAAAUCAAUGACGUUGUUUUGACCUAAUCAGCUCUAUCUUAAAAGCAGCACUUUCAUCUGUUAUACCUUUAACCAAUACAAACUCAAAGAAAAAAAUCCCUUACCACAUAAAAUUAUUGAUUGUCGAAAAAAAGGCUGAAUAAGAAAUCAAUGGCCAAUAUUCAGGUAUCCUAACAACCAGGUAAAACUUAACAAAUUGAACACCAAAAUAAAAAAAGCAAUUUUAAACGACAGGAACAAAUCCUACAAUACCUCUGUUGAAUUAACCACAUUAACCACAAAACACUCUUCCCCAUGGAAAUCUACCAAAAUAUUACUCUGUCUAAAUUAACCAACACCUCCUCUAUGAAACGCAGACAACUCGUAGAUCAUUAUAGUCAUCGACUAAGCUAAUAUUCUAGCUUCACACCUAGAAAACUCUUUUUCUCUUCAAGACAUUCAACCCCGCCUCACUUAACUAAAAAUUGUUUAAGACUUCUGCAUCCCCUCUCCCAAUGUCGUUGAUUGCCAAGUCAACAUCUUCCGAAAAAAUUAACACAUCAUAAUCAUUCAAAAAUCCCCGGGACACGAUCUUAUCACAAACUUCAUCAUAAAAAACCUACCACGUAAAGCUAUAUUAUACUUAUUCCCUCUGUUCAAUUCAAUUCUCAGACUAUCAUACUUCCCAAGCACCUGGCAGCAAUCCGUCGUAAUACUUAUCCUCAAGCCAAACAAACCUGAACAUUUAGUUAUCAUAUAGACUAAUAAGUCUUCUCCCUACUUUCUCAGAAAUCUUUGAAAAAAUUCUCCUAAAAAGACUUUUGCCUCUUCCUACUUCAGCAAAUAUCAUUCCGCACAUAUAAUUUGGUUUCAGAGCUCACCACUGGACUCCCCAAACUACAUAGUACUGUCGAUAAUAUUUCCAACGUACUGGUAAAGAAAGAAUUUUGUCCCGCUAUGGUUCUGGAUGUCUCCUAGGCGUUCGACUGUGUGUGGCAUAAAGGGUUACUAAUACUAUACAUUUAAAAACAGUUUCUUUCAGCACUCUUUUUUUUUAUUAAUUAAAUCUUAUCUAUCUGACCGUUAUUUUACAGUUUGUCUUAAAAACAGCUACUUAACUCGUUAUCCUAUAAAAACAGAGGUGCUACAAGGUAGUGACAUCGCUCAUUUUUUAUGUUCUGUAUUCACCCAAGACAUUCUUUAGACGCCCUUCACAUAUCUUGGCACAUACACAGAUGACAUUCUAAUAUCAGUGUCACAUCACAAUUCCCAAAUAGCCUGUCAGAUGAUCCAAAGUCAUCUAAAAAUGAUAAACAUGUCAAAUCGAUGGAAAAUAAAAAUCAAUGAAAACAAAUCUACUCAUGUAAUUUUCACAAUGCGUUUAACUGAUUGCCCACCUGUCAUGUUCAAUAACAAAGUCAUACCAUCAGCUAAUGAAAUAAAGUAUUUAGGGUUAACAUUUGAUAAACGUCUUAACUGGAACACUUAAAAUAAAAACGUAAAUCCCUGAACUCAUCUCCUUUUAAAAUCUAAACUCUUUUUAAAGAAUAAACUUAUAAUAAAUUGAUAAUCCAUGAGGCUUAGCUCUAUAGUAUCUGAAUUUGGGGUUUGGCAAAGAUAUCAAACACCAAAACCAUGCAAUCAUUCCAAUAUAUUUACCUCCAUGUAAUAACCUCUGUAACCAACAAAAAUCUCCACAAAGACCUUAACUUACCAACCCUCAACAACCUGGCCAAAUCACAUUCCAAUACACUAAUUAGAAAGAAGACAUUCUUUUGUCACUUUUAUCCUCCGAAGUCUAAAAAGGUCUAAAAUGACCUAGGGAUCUGCUGAAAGCUUAAUAAUAUUAACUUAAACUUGUCAGGUGGCCUUGCUGGGAGCCUUCCUAUUCUAAUCGUAAGUAUCAUUGUCUAUUAGCCAUUAAACUUAUGUAUUAUACCUCGUUUGUAUAGUUUAUAAAUAUAUUGUUUUAAAAAAUAAUAAAAUAAAAACAAAAUAUUUGUGUUUAAAUAUAAUUCUUUCUAUAUAUUUUAUUACAUUGCCUGUAUCGGAAUUUCCAAAUUUAAGUUGUAUUGUUUUUCUUUUUGAUACAAUCCAUUGUUACAAGAUAUAUCUUACAAUUGUAUAAUACAAUUUAAAUCUUUUAUUAAAUUAUCUACUGAUAAUUACAUUUUAUUUAGUUUUAAGUUAGAGCUAAUUAGUAUACAUUGUGAUUAUGAUAUUUCAGAUACAUGCACAACUCCAAAGUAGAAAUAGAACAAUCAAAUGACCAAACAAUUGUAAUAAAAAAAGAAUUUGAUUUAAUAAAUGGUUGUAUGUUUGAAAGUACAAUAACUAUUGAAAAUGAUCCUAUGAUAUCAAUUUUACAUAAAAAACCAAGACUUAGAAAAAAGAGUUAUACCUGCAAUAACUGUGGUAACAUAUUUAAUUCAAAAUCAAAAUUAAAAUCACAUCUAAUGAAAUAUAUAAAGGAGAAGGUACAUAAGUGCAAUGUUUGUGAAAAAAUAUUUAGUCAGUCAUCCAGUUUAAACCGACAUAAGUUAAUUCAUAACGGAGAAAAGCAUUUCAAAUGUGAUGUUUGUGAAAAAUCAUUUUGGGCAAUAUCUGCUUUGAAGAGCCACAAAGUGACUCAUAAAGGAGAAAAGCCUUACAAAUGUAAUAUUUGCAAAUUAUCAUUAACUCGAUUGCACAAUUUAAACCGGCAUAAGUUAAUUCAUCAUAAAGGAGAAAAGCCUUACAAAUGCGAUGUUUGUGAAAAAUCAUUUACUCAAUCGUCUAAUUUAACACGGCAUAAGUUAAUUCAUAAAGGAAUAAAGCCUUACAAAUGCAAUGUUUGCAAAGUAUCAUUUGGUCAGUUAUCCAAUUUAAAGGCGCAUAAUUUAAUUCAUACAGGAGAAAAGCCUCACAAAUGCAAUGUUUGUAAAAUAUCAUUUAGGACAAUAUCUGCUUUGAAGGGCCACAAAUUGACGCAUACAGGAGAAAAGCCUUACAAAUGUAAUGUUUGUGAAGUAUCAUUCACUCAAAUGCACAAUUUAAACCGACAUAAUUUAACUCAUAAAGGAGUAAAGCCUUACAAAUGCAAUGUUUGUGAAAAAUCAUUUAAUCAGUUGUCCACUUUAAAGCAGCAUAAGUUAAUUCAUAGUGGAGUAAAGCCUUACAAAUGCAAUGUUUGUGAAAAAUCAUUUACUCAAUCGUCUAAUUUAACACGGCAUAAGUUAACUCAUAAAGGAGUAAAGCCUUACAAAUGCAAUGUUUGUGAAGUAUCAUUUACUCAAGUUGGCAAUUUAAAGCGGCAUAAGUUAAUUCAUAAAGGAGAAAAGCCUUACAAAUGCAGUGUUUGUGAACUAUCAAUUAGGACAUCAUUUGAUUUGAAGCGUCAUAUAAUGACUCACACAGAUGAAAAACCUUUCAAAUGUAAUUUUUGUGAAAUAUCAUGUAAGACAAAAUAUAAUUUGAAGACUCACUUAAUGACUCAUACAGGAGAAAAGCCUUUCAAAUGUAAUGUUUGCAAAGUAUCAUUUUCUCUGUUGUCUAGUUUAAAUCGGCACAAGUCAGUUCAUAAAAGAGAAAAACCUUACAAAUGUAUUGUUUGUGAAAAAUCAUUUACUCAAAUGUCAAGUUUAAAGGUGCAUAGUUUAAUUCAUAAUGGAGAAAAGCCUCACAAAUGCAAUGUUUGUGAAAAAUCAUUUACUCAUUUGUCAAGUUUAAAGGGGCAUAAUUUAAUUCAUAAAGGAGAAAAGCCUUACAAGUGCAAUGUUUGUAAAAUGGCAUUUAGGACGAUAUCUAAUUUGAGGUGUCAUAUUAAAACUCAUACCGAUGAAAAACCUUUCAAAUGCAAUUUUUGUGAAAUAUCAUGUAAGACAAAAUCUAUUAUGAAGUACCACUUAAUGACUCAUACAGGAGAAAAACCUUAUACAUGUAAUGUGUGUAAAGUAUCAUGUAGGAAAAAAUCUGCUUUGAGGAUCCACAUAAUGACUCAUACAGGUGAAAAGCCUCACAAAUGUAAUGUUUGCAAAUUAUCAUUUACUCAUUUGUCCAAUUUAAAGCGGCAUAAGUUAAUUCAUAAAGGAGAAAAGCCUUUCAAAUGUAAUUUUUGCAAUGUAUCAUUUACUCAUUUGUACAAUUUAAAGCGGCAUAAGUUAAUUCAUACAGGAGAAACAGCCUUUUAAAGUGUAAUAUCUGUACAAAAUCAUUUAGGCAAAACUCCAAUUUGACAAAACACAUACAAAUCUCAUGUCAGCGAGAAACUUAGUUUGAAUUGGUUUCAAAGUAUUAUUGACUUCUAGUUAUUUCCUAUUCAUGUAGUUAUCUUUUAUAAUAUGUGUACGUAUUAUAUGUAUAACGCAAAUGAUAAGUUGUGUAUAUCUAUUUUUUUUAUUAAAUCUACUCUUUAAU
Cinara cedri is the source of this 9406-nucleotide messenger RNA. NCBI's taxonomy places the organism in Eukaryota, Metazoa, Arthropoda, Insecta, Hemiptera, Aphididae. The record is from the annotation of a GenBank genome assembly.